Messenger RNA from Racocetra persica, 206 nucleotides. The record is from the annotation of a GenBank genome assembly. Lineage: Eukaryota; Fungi; Glomeromycota; Glomeromycetes; Diversisporales; Gigasporaceae.
AUGAAAAUGGUAGAUACCAAAAACCAAGCCAACGUCAAAUUCGAAAAAUAUAAGCCAAUAUCGAAUGCAGGGAGAUGCAAAAAUCGUGAAUCCAAUUUAAAUGCGAAAAGAGGUAAAGCCAAUGAACGCAAAGAGAAGAAAGCUAGCGAAAGCAAAGAGAGGAAAGCUAGCGAAAGCAAAGAGAGGAACCAACAAACGCAAAAGAG